This is a messenger RNA of Acanthochromis polyacanthus (spiny chromis), 4394 nucleotides long. RefSeq names its product pre-B-cell leukemia homeobox interacting protein 1b (gene pbxip1b). Bases 151 to 2751 code for a protein of 866 amino acids. The transcript is spliced from 11 exons. NCBI's taxonomy places the organism in Eukaryota, Metazoa, Chordata, Actinopteri, Pomacentridae. The record is from RefSeq and is a predicted model, not a curated record.
GUGAUUGGACGAGAGGCGUGUGGCUCAAGAAGUUCAGGAGGCGAGUUUGUCAAGUUGGAUGUGGAGACUCAGUGAGAAGUGGCAGCUGUAUCUGGGACACACUGAAGAAAAGUGACCGAGCACGGAGACAGACAAAGCCUCUAGGGGGCCAUGUCUGGUGGCAGCGGCGCUAACAACAGCUGGACCAUCCUCUCUUCUGAGGAACCUGUUGCUGAAACCCUGAGGCCUUUGGCAGAGGGGACGGAGCAGAAUGAAGAAAACCAGACGUCUACAUCAGGUUCUGGGGAGAACAACCAGCCUGCGAACGCUGCAGAAGGACCGGCCCUGCUGGACGACACAGUGUCAGAAGAAAAACCAGCAGAGCUAAGCGAGGCCUCCGAGCCCACAGCUGUCACCGAAGCCCCCAUUUCUUCCGCUCUGGAGGCCUCUGGCAGCUCCGUCCAUGAAGUCGGCCAGACGGAGGGCUCAUCUGAGGGCCCGGCGGAGCUCAGCCCCGACCCCGAUUCCUCCUCCGAAUCCUACACCUGCGUCACCUCCUCCCCUGACGAGCCUCCAGCCUCGCUGCUGAGCACCGAGACCGUCGGGAGUGCGGCGUUCGCGCCGGACGAAGAGAAGCUCAAUCGGGACGAGACGCUGCAUCGUCACCUGAACGGGGAGGAGCUUCACCUGGAAGGGGAGGAGUCGGAGCGCCAGAGGUCGGCCGACUUGGGGAAACAGGCAGACUCCCCUGAGGAUUCGGAGGCGGGUGAGAAGACGGGGGAGGAGGGGGAGCCGGAGGUGAGGAGGAGAAGGUCUCUCCUGGCAGCGCUGGAGAGGGUCGGAAGGAGAGAGGAGGAGGAGGAAGAUGAAGACUUCCAGGUGCCACAGCGGGAGGAAGACAGCGGCUUCUCUGUGAACAAGUGCAUCCUGGGAGCCGUGAUCCUGUUGGGCCUCGGCACCAUCUUCUUCUCAGGUGUUUUCAUGGACCUGGAUGAGGAAAGCGACUACGGCCCGGCGGAUGUGAAAGGUGCAGAAGUACCAGGAAAACAGGAGUGGCUUAAUCCAGAGGCCCCUCCGCCCCCAGUGGACGCCGACAGUUCGCAGCUUCUAAAUAAGUUAGCAGAAGGGAGCCAGCAGAUUUCGGUGUUACAGGCCCAGCUUCAGGCACAGAAAGAGGAGCUAAAAGUAGCCAAGGGACAGGCAGCAGAGGGAGCGAAGGAGCGUCGGCACUGGGAGGAGGUGGAGAAGGAAAACAGUAGGUUGAAGACACAGAUGGCCUCUCUCCCUGUCCUUCAGAAAGAGAACGAGAGGAUGAAGAAAGAUCUGGAGUCUGUGCCGGCCCUACAGAAAGAGCUAGAAACUCUGAGAUCCACUGUGACUGAAUUAAAACUCUCCUCAGCAGCUGAGCAGGCAGCUCAUGUGAAGCCCACUACAUCACCCCCUACUGGUCAGUUAGAAGACAGCAGGCAAGCUAAGAAGCCAUGGGACGACCAGAAAGAGAAGAAGAAGAAAGUCAAAUACGACAUGGGCGAGAAGAAAGAGUGGAAAGAGAAAUCUGCAUGGAAGGGAGAAGAUAAAAAGGAGCGGAAAGACGGCGGUAAAAAGGAAAAACGCGAGCAGGGAACGUUUGAGAAGGAAGGAAAGCAUAAGAGGCAAAACGAUGAAGCAAAACAGUGGAAGAAAGAGAAGAUGAGCAGAGGGGACGAAGGAAAGCCUUGGAAGAAUCGGGAAGGAAAGAAAGAGUGGAUAGGAAAGGGCGAGAAGAAAGAAUGGAAGGAGGAGAAAGAGAGGAAGAAGGUGAAGCAUGAGAAAGUGAAUGAAGGUAAACAGUGGAAGGGAGGAAAGGAUCACGGAGAGAGGCAUAAGGGAAAGGACGAAUGGAAGGGAGAGAAGGAAUGGAAGAAAGUGAAAGACGGCUAUAAGGAAAGUGGCAAAGAGAAGUGGGAGAAGAAAGACUGGAAGGAGAAAGGAGAGAAGAAAGAAUGGAAGAAGGAAAGUGAGUGGAAAGAUAAAGGAAAGGGCGAGAGGAAGCACUUUGAGGGCGGCAAAAAUCACGGCAAAGAAAGAUCAGGGAAGGACGAGAGGAAGCAGUGGAACGAGCAGGAGUGGAGUAGAAAUGGAAAACAUGAUAAGGAAUGGAAGAGGAAGGACGAGAAAGAGGAAGAGUGGAAAAGAGGAAAGCAGAAGGAGAAGAAGCACAACGGAGACGGGAAGAAAGAAAAGUGGGAGAAGAGCGAUAAAUUUACAGGUCAUCACGUCCACGGGGAAGAUCACCUUUAUGCCGAUGGAAAGCAGCCUCACUCUCACCGUAAACCCUCCCUGGACCAGCCGGAGUACUGGCAGCAGCGGAAAGACCGCCUGCAGCGCAACCCCAAACCUCCGCAGCACUGCAGCUCCCUGGAAACCUGCGCUCAGGCCGAACGCCUGCGUCCCGUCGCUUUACCGGACUUCGAGGCCGUCCUCCAGACGUAUCUCGCCAAGGCAGAGGAGGCCGGGGUGGACGAAUCCAAGAGAGAGGAGCUGAGGAAGCUGGCGGCCGAGUUCUUCAAAGACGGCGUCUUUGUUCACGACCAGAUGAGCUUUCAGGAGUUCGCCGAGGACGUCGGGGACAUUUUGGAAGACAUGGUGGAAGGCGACGAGGAGGACAGCGCCAUAGAGGAGGAGAUGGAAGCGUUCGAAAGAGAAGUCAUGGAGACGUUUUCGAUUCCAGGAGAGAAAGAGGAGCGAAUCAAAUCAGAGUGGAGGAAGGAGGGCGAACGAGGACGUGGCUGAUGAAAGGAUGGAUCUGUCAAAGGAGUCGGGAUGGAUGAAGGUUUACUCAAAGGGAACACUUCUUAUUGGACCACAAAUGCUUACAAGUACACAUUUAUCAGCCUGCCAUCCUUCCUGAAGGACGGCUUCUCUUCAGUCUGUGGUCCGAGCGAUUUCAAUUGUGAUUUUGUGUCGUUGUUUUGGGAAGUUUUGUGUUUCACCUGCACACAUGCACACGCCUUUAGUAUAAAGGGAUAUAGAAAGGGCUUGGAUCUACAUCAGAAUGUUUUCAGAAAGAAUUUCUAAAAGCAUAGCUUCUGAUGUUGAGUCUAGAGAAUAUUCUCUAAAAUGCCCCACAUACAGCAGACAACAGAAGUGAGUACACCCCUGUUCACUAUUAAUUACAUGUGACAAUUUAAAAUGUAUUAACUCUUAAUAGGUGCAUUAUUUUUUAAGUUGAACAGAGUAUUUCCUCUUAUGAACAAUCAAACAACAACUUACUAAAGACUGUAUUGAAAAUUCAAGCCCCGAAGUAGAAUCUCUUGUGAUUUCCAGUCAGCGUUGUUAUAAAUGAGCCGUAAGCAGCAGAACCUUCUCAGUUUUGGACCUAUGGACGGUAUCUGUGUCUGCGUCAUGGCUCCACGCGGAAAAGAACUGCCAAACAUCUAUUUGUGAGACUUCACAAAGAUAGAAAAGGAUGCAGAAAGAUGAGUGAUGAACUAAGAAUCGGUGUCAGAUGACUCCCAGUCUGCAGAAGCUGGAAGAAGAGGAAUAUUCCAGCAGGAGAACCAUCCACAGAUCUGAAUAACUCCACUGUGGGGCCUGUAUUUUUAAAGUUUUUAAAUUUACAUAGGAGCUAAUACUGACUGUUCAACUUAAACACUGCAGUUGCUGUUAGUUUCUAUAAUUUAAGUGAGUUUGAACAGGGUUUUACUCACUUCUGUAGCUUGUUGUAGCUUUUGAUACGUGACUGAGCACAUGCCGCUAACGUCAACACCACUGGUUACAGUAUUUACUUUAUAGUCUUAUUCAAACACUACUUUGCUCUGCACUGUUUACCUAUUUGCUGAUCGGGCUUACAGUCCGCCAUCUUCAUGUUUAAUUACUUAAGCCUGAUUCUUAAUGUGGGAUUAUCUUUAACAGUUGGUUAACAAACCAGUUUUUUUUUAAAUAAAGGAUGGCUUUAAAACGGACUGCUGGAACGAUUUAGCGAAUAUUUGAUGUGAAAUUAGAGAAAUCGGCGUAGAUCUUACCUUGACGGUUGUACAUAUCGCAUUUAAGAACUUUGGCUGUAAUUUCAAGAUAUAUAAUUAACUUAUUUUCUAGAAGCUGGCGUAGGGUAGAGGAAGGAAUCGGUCGGCACAGAAGGCACUGACAUGUUGAGCAUGUAUAUUUUACUUCAGGUACGGAACUCGCGUUGUGCACUAAUUGUUUUGCGAUGAGUGUAGCAUUUGUUUGCGUGGAUUAGUUUGGCGCUUCGUUCUCACACGCUGAUGAAUUUGUGAGACGUAGCUGACUGAAGCUCCUGCUGCACCGUAGAGAUUGUUUAUCGGAGGAUUUCGUGUGGCAGUUUUAGCAAACUUUGGAUGUUUGGAAGUUUGUGUCGGCUGCUGUUGCUGUCAUAAGAGCAGAAUAAUAAAUGGAAGCACCUCCCUGUGAUGAAA